Salmo salar (Atlantic salmon) is the source of this 3034-nucleotide messenger RNA. RefSeq names its product metabotropic glutamate receptor 4. Gene Ontology annotation, cellular component: membrane. Gene Ontology annotation, biological process: G protein-coupled receptor signaling pathway. Lineage: Eukaryota; Metazoa; Chordata; Actinopteri; Salmoniformes; Salmonidae. Gene Ontology annotation, molecular function: G protein-coupled receptor activity. The record is from RefSeq and is a predicted model, not a curated record.
CCUCAGAUCCCCCAGGUGAGCUAUGCCUCCACGGCUCCGGAGCUGAGCGAUAACACGCGCUACGACUUCUUCUCCCGCGUCGUGCCCCCGGACACCUACCAGGCACAGGCCAUGGUGGACAUAGUUAAAGCCAUGCGCUGGAAUUACAUCUCCACAGUAGCAUCAGAGGGUAACUAUGGAGAAAGCGGUGUGGAUGCCUUCAUACAGAAGUCCCGUGAAGACGGAGGUGUGUGCAUCUCUCAGUCAGUGAAGAUACCACGAGAACCUAAGCCUGGAGAGUUUGACAAGAUCAUCCGCAGACUGUCAGAGAACCCCAAUGCACGGGUUGUUAUUCUCUUUGCCAAUGAAGAUGACAUUAGGCGGCUUCUUCAAGCAGCUAAGAAGGACAACCAGACAGGACAUUUCAUAUGGGUGGGGUCAGACAGCUGGGGGUCUAAGAUCUCCCCCAUUCUCAACCAGGAGGAGAUGGCAGAAGGUGCUGUUACCAUCCUACCUAAACGGCAGUCCAUUCGAGGGUUUGAUCGCUACUUUAUCAGCAGAACUUUGGACAACAACAGAAGGAAUAUUUGGUUUGCAGAGUUCUGGGAAAACAACUUUCAGUGCAAACUCAGUCGACACGCUCUGAAGAAAGGAUCCGGCAUCAAAAAGUGCACAAACCACGAGCGGAUCGGGAAGGACUCGUCCUAUGAGCAGGAGGGAAAGGUCCAGUUUGUGGUCGACGCAGUCUACGCCAUGGCUCAUGCCCUACACAACAUGCACAAGGAGCUCUGUCCAGGAAAAGUGGGCCUCUGCUCCAAAAUGGAAACCAUCAAUGGGACCAUGUUGCUCAAGUUCAUUCGCAAAGUCAACUUUACAGGAAUUGCUGGCACUCCAGUGAUCUUCAAUGUGAACGGAGAUGCCCCUGGUCGCUAUGAAAUUUACCAGUACCAGAUGAAACACAACACCACAGAGUAUAAGAUCAUCGGCCACUGGGCAGACCAGCUUCAUUUAGAUACUAAGGAGAUGCGGUGGCCUGGUGGGACACUCCAGGUACCCCAGUCUAUCUGCAGCCAGCCCUGUUGUCCUGGGGAGAGGAAGAAAACAGUCAAAGGUGUCCCCUGCUGUUGGCACUGUGAGCGCUGUGAUGGCUACCAGUACCAGGCCGACACCUACAGCUGUAAGAUGUGCCGCUUUGACCUGCGGCCCAAUGAGAACCACACGGCCUGUGAAGCCAUCCCCAUCGUCAAGCUGGAGUGGAGUUCCCCCUGGGCUGUCAUCCCUGUACUCAUUGCUGUGCUGGGCAUCAUAGCCACCAUGUUUGUGGUGGGCACCUUCAUCCGCUACAACGACACGCCCAUCGUGAAGGCGUCAGGGCGCGAACUCAGCUAUGUACUACUGACGGGCAUCUUCCUGUGCUACGCCACCACCUUCCUCAUGAUCGCUGCCCCUGACGUUGGCAUCUGCUCCCUGCGACGGAUCUUCCUGGGUCUGGGGAUGAGUAUUAGCUAUGCAGCGCUGCUCACUAAGACCAACCGUAUCUAUCGAAUCUUUGAGCAGGGGAAGAUGUCAGUGAGCACCCCCAGGUUCAUCUCCCCGGCCUCCCAGCUCGUCAUCACCUUCAGUCUGAUCUCAGUUCAGCUCCUGGGGGUGUGUAUCUGGUUUGGUGUGGACCCGUCUCAGGCUGUCAUCGACUAUGAGGACCAGCGCACGUCCAACCCGGACAUGGCUCGUGGCGUGCUCAAAUGUGACAUCUCAGACCUUUCUCUGAUCUGCCUGCUUGGCUUCAGCAUGCUGCUCAUGGUCACCUGUACGGUGUAUGCCAUCAAGACCCGGGGGGUGCCAGAGACCUUCAACGAGGCCAAGCCCAUCGGCUUCACCAUGUACACCACCUGUAUCGUGUGGCUAGCCUUCAUACCCAUCUUCUUUGGGACCUCGCAGUCAACAGAAAAGAUGUACAUCCAGACCACGACUUUGACCAUCUCUGUGAGCCUGAGUGCCUCUGUGUCUCUGGGGAUGCUCUACAUGCCAAAGGUCUACGUGGUCCUCUUCCACCCGGAGCAGAACGUGCCCAAUCGCAAGCGCAGCCUCAAGGCUGUAGUCACCGCAGCCACCAUGUCCAACAAGUUCCCCACUAAGGGUGGCCUCCGUCCCAACGGAGAGGCCAAGUCUGAGCUGUGUGAAAGCCUGGAGACACAAGCAUUGGCCUCCAAGCAGACAUACAUCAGCUACAGUAACCAUGCCAUCUAAGAGACAGACAGUGGAACCCCGGCUUGGAAGCAUAGCAAGGACCUGCCCGUGGGGUGAACGAACACCAAAAACUGGACCACCAAGAUGCAAGAGCAGUGGCAAAGGUGGAGAAAUGAGAAUAAUCACUCAACAUACAGAACUGAUGUCACUAUUUUCAAGAGGACAAGGCAAGGCAAAUAUAUUGAAUGCCAAACAAAAGCAGUGGGGGGUGGGGAUGUCAGGCAGACAGUGAUGUCUCCCCUCCUCAUCCUCCUUGUGACAUGUCAGAUACACCAGGCAGUCACGUUUCCAAAUUCAGUCAGAGCCAAUGACUUCAAUUCAGUGUUUUCCUUCUGGAGUUUAUAGAACAGCAUUUCUCUUCUGGUGUUUUCUCUGAAGCUGACUAACACCCUCUUCGGUAAGAGUGAAUUUAGUUUUCUCUUUGUGUGCAGUAGUGUUGUCUCUCUCUACCAGUAGUAAUGUGCAAUUAUUUGCUUCCCUUUCUUCUCUGUCCUUUCCAAUGCGGGUGAAAUGCUGAACAUAAUAUCAAAUUAGUCAAUAAGGCAAAACUGUCAAAAGUAGAUGAAAGUGUUGUUGGUGUGGGAUAAGUCUUCAUUCAAGGCCAAAAUAAACAAAAUAUGAAUCCUCAGGCUCUGUAACAUUAACAUUAUGUUGUCAUCAUUUUAAUGAAGGUCAUAGUUGUGAAACAGAGCCAACAAGUAUGCACCUUUCCAACAUUUAACAUGUCUGAAUAUUCAGUGUUACAGCAGGGGUCCAAUAAGUGUUUCCUUAACAUUUUGUACAUCAAAUAAAGCGAUGGAUUUUCACA